Suricata suricatta (meerkat) is the source of this 594-nucleotide messenger RNA. It is a transcript of the gene CSTB, whose product is annotated as cystatin B. The transcript has 3 exons. NCBI's taxonomy places the organism in Eukaryota, Metazoa, Chordata, Mammalia, Carnivora, Herpestidae. Gene Ontology annotation, cellular component: cytosol. Bases 75 to 371 code for a protein of 98 amino acids. The record is from RefSeq and is a predicted model, not a curated record. Gene Ontology annotation, molecular function: cysteine-type endopeptidase inhibitor activity.
CGUCGGCUUUAAGCGGAGCGGGUGCGUCGGGUCCGGGUUCCGCUCUGGCCGCCGCCCCUCCGCUCGCCGCCAGGAUGAUGUGCGGGGCGCCCUCCGCCACUAAGCCCGCCACGGCCGAGACGCAGGCCAUCGCCGACCAGGUGAAGGCCCAGCUGGAACACCGGGAGAAUAAGAAAUACACUACGUUCAAGGCUGUGGAGUUCAGAAGCCAGGUGGUCGCGGGCAGGAACUACUUCAUCAAGGUUCAAGUUGAUGAUGAUGAGUUUGUGCACAUUCGAGUGUUUGAAAGUCUCCCACACGAAAACAUGCCCUUGACCUUGUCCAACUAUCAGACCCACAAAGCCAGGCAUGAUGAACUGGCGUAUUUCUAGCUCCCGGUCUGAACAUGCCCGUCCGGUGGUUCCGUCCUCUGUGGCCGUGCCUGGGGUCAUAAACCGAGGCCUUUUCUACAUUGGGGGUGGGGGAGGGGGUGUCACACAGCUCUCCUGACUUGCCUUGGGAGAGACAAAGUCAACACGAUCAAUGAUCCCAGUUACUUUCAAAGAGGGCUUAUAUUCUCUUUUAAAUACAUAUUUUUAAGUCUUGACAAAUUUA